Messenger RNA from Cetraspora pellucida, 564 nucleotides. The record is from the annotation of a GenBank genome assembly. Lineage: Eukaryota; Fungi; Glomeromycota; Glomeromycetes; Diversisporales; Gigasporaceae.
AUGUCGGAUCAACCUGCUUUCGGAAAAUCAAACCUAAGCCCUAUCAAUUCUGGAUCUUCCGCGGACAAACGAAAAAACUCAAAUAUUACUAGAAAAGAUGAUGAUAGGGAGAAAGCUAAUCAAAAAAAGCAAAAACUCGAAUAUGUAGUCAGUGGAAAAUCGGAUAUAAUUGUCAGUUUAAAUGAUAAAUGGGUUUUACCAAUCAUUGAAAGGGAAAAAACUCACGAAUUUCGAAAAUGGAAAGCUGACAUUGAAACAAAAAGAAUGUGGAUAUAUGUUAAUCGGCCUGUUUCCAAAUUAAUGUAUAUUUUUGAAAUUGAUCACCCAGUAGAAUAUCCUAAUCAAAUCCCAGAAGAUAACAUACAUAAUAGGUUAUUCAAUCAAGGAAAAAAGUCUUCAUUCGCUUAUCGAAUUAAACAUUUGUAUAAAUUAGAUUCUCCAAUUGAUGCAAAAAUGUUAAAAAGGGAUUAUUGCAUUCAUCCUCCACAAAAAUUUACUUAUGUUAGUCGUUAUCCACAACUAGCAAAUGACAUAAUUAUUGGCGAACAAACUAAAUUAUUUUAG